AGCCAAUGGCUGUGCUGGGGGGUGUCUAUGCAGAUGAGGCCGGGCAGGCGAGCCAAUGGCUGUGCUGGGGGUGGUGGUUAUGCAGAUGAGGCGGUGACAGCGCGGAGCUGCCGCCGGCGGAGCGGGUCGGCUGCGCUGGCCGGGGCCGUAGGGGCAGCAGCGGGAGCCCAGCCGGGGGGAUGAUCCGGGCGUUCUCCUUCCCCGUGAGCCCGGAGCGGGGCCGGCUCCGGGGCUGGUUGGAGGGGAGCCUGGCCGGGCUCUGCGAGCUCCACCUGCUGCGGGAGCGGCAGGAGCGCCGGGUGCGGCAGGCGCUGCGCCUCGGGACCGAGCCCGCCGAGCAGGCGGCGGCCGGGGAGACCGAGCCGGGCAGCGCUGCGGAGCCGGCCCCCGAGGAGCAGCUGGAUGCGCUGCCCGGGCUGAUGUGGGAACUGGAGCAGCAAGUGGGGGGGCUGCGGCUGCACCCCGAAAAGGCCUGCGGGGAGGCGGCCGAGAUGGACAGCUGGCCCAGCUCGGGUUUCUACGAGGGUGCCUCUUCCGCGGUGGCCUCAGACUCGCCGGCCUCCUGCUUCGGGGACUCUUCCGGCUUCCCCUCCAUCUCCGGCUCCUGCUCCCGCAUCGGCCAGGCCGAGUCACGUGGCAGCUACGCCAGCGAGCGCCCCAAGUCCGUGGGCGAGAUGGGCAGCAGUGUCAAAGACGGGGCCGGGCGGGGCAUGGUUCCCCGCUCCUACUCGGCCCCCUACUCCAGCUCUCAGGACUACCCCUCCGAGCCGCCCCCGCGCCUCCCGCCCCGGGACAGCCUGGACCCCUUCCUGUACCCCAGUCCCCUUCACGCUGUGGCCAUGCAGAACCCGCUGCUCCGCGGCCGCCUCUAUGACGCCACCCCCUUCUCACCGGGCAUGGCCUAUGGGGCGGAGCAGGCCGGGGGGCUGGAGGAGUUCGGGGGGCAGGAGCUGCCCUGUUAUCCCGAGGCCGCUCACUGCCACAAGGUGGAGAGCUACAUCUCGCGGCUGAUCCGCCGGCGCAGCCAGCUGGCGCGGGGCGGCAAGCCCCGGACUAGCCUCAACGCCGAGCCGCCCCCCAAGGCAGUGGCCCGCCAGAACAGCCUCUGCAAGAGGCCCUCAGAGCUGCUGGCCCCCCAGGCGGAGCGCAAGCACCCCCCAGCCAUGGAGCGGGGCAGCAGCACCCCCUCGCCCUGCGGCUACGAGGGCGGGGCCGGCGUGGCCCCCCGGAUCUGGUCCUCUUGGGACGCCGCGGCCGAGAGGACGCUGGCCGGCAAGGGGGCCCCCGAAGGCUACGCCCCGCCGCACUCCAGCCUCAAGAAGCCCCCCAAGCUGCAGGCACUGGCCCACCUCCGGCCUGCCCUGUCGGUGGAUCACUACGAGGAGGGGCCGGGCGAGGACGGUGCCCACGCCAGGAACGGCCAGGAACCCGCUCCCUAUGAGGAGAGGGGGGGCCGCCCCCCGCUGGCCUGCACCGAGGACGGGGGCUGCCAGAUGGUGAAGGCCCAGUACAUCCCGGCCCAGCAGCCGCCCCGCGCCCAGCAGGCCCACCGAGGCGCCAAAAAGAAGCCCCCUCCCCUCACCAAGGGGCGCUCGGUGGAGCUGUCACCAGAGCGGGCCCCGGUGACGCCCAGGGAGAGGCCUCGGGCAGCGGCGAUGCCCAAGAAGUGCCGCUUCACCGAGGAAGGGGGGGAAGCACCAGGGGGGCGCCGGGCUAGCGCCAGGAAAGGCUCCCCCCGGGGCAAGAAGGCGGCGCGCUCUCAGUCGGAGAACAGCCUCCUGAACAAGCCGGGCACCUCGGGCACCAAGUACCACACGGUGGAGCGGGACGAGGUGGUGCUCAAGCCGUCCCGGCAGCGCCGCCCCCACCCCGGCGCCGCCGGCUACCGGAAGUGGCGCUCGACGGCAGAGAUCUGCCAGGAGGAGGCGGGCGCCGGGGAGCCGCGGCGGAGCCGGCGGGCGGGGCGGAGCGGGCCGGGCGCCCCCUCGCCCCCCCGCAACGUGCUGUACGGUUACGCCGGGAGCGACUCGGAGUGCUCGGGCGGGCGGGGCGGCGGGGCGCGGCGGGCGCCCGUGUGCCGGCUGGAGGAGGGGCUGGCCUACGGCGACAGCGAGUCCAGCCUGAGCGAGGGCGGCUCGCCCGCCUUCAGCACCGGCUCCAGUGACACGGACGAGAGCAGCGGGCUGGUCUGGCCCCAGCAGCUUUCGCCGCAGCUGGUCGCCAGCGCGGGGCCCGGCCAGGCCGGCGGCCGGCCCAAGGUUUUCGUCAAGAUCAAGGCCUCCCACGCCCUCAAGAAGAAAAUUAUGCGCUUCCGCUCGGGUUCCCUGAAAGUGAUGACGACGGUGUGAGAUCCUGGGCUUGGGUGGGGGGUCUAAUCCCCCUUCGUCACCACCCCCGACCCAUACCCUCUCCAGCCUCCUCCACCCCACCAACCAACUCUGCCCCAUACUGCCCUAGCCUGGGGUAGCCUAACCCAUUCCCGGUCUAUGCCCCCUGCCUGGUGGUGGCCCCCAACAAACCCUGCCCCAUACUCCCCUUGCUUGGGGGGCACUGACACCCCCCCAUCUACUCCCUCAGCUUGGGAGUAUUCCCUGACCACUACGCCCUGGCCUUUGGUGGGGGGCUUGACUCUCACCCCCGCCAUCUACCUUCCCAAUCUGGGAGUGACCCUUUCCCAACCUGAUCCAAGCCCUCCAGGGUAAUCCAGCCCACGCCCACCCCCAGCCUGGGAAUGUCGCUUGACCUAAACCCCAGCCUGAUCUACACCCUGACCUGCCUUAGCCUGGGGAUUCCCCUCGGCCCCCUGACCCACCCUGGAUCCAUGCACCCCCAGCCUGGCGGGCCCCUGACCCACCCUGGGUCCAUGCACCCCCAGUCUGGCGGGCCCCUGAGCUCCCUCACCUCACACCCCCCACUCCUACUUACCUUGGGAGGGGCAUGUCAUCCCUCCCAGCUUUGGGGUCCCUCUGAUCUCCUUUCCCACUGGUCCAGUUCUCCUCCCAGGGUUGCCAGUUUUGGUUAGACCUAUUCCUGGAGGUUUAAUCACAUGACAUCAUCUUUAAUUAAAAAUUCGUCUUUAAUUCCUGGAGAGUCCAGGACAAUCCUGGGGGGGUGGCAACCCUGUCUCUUCCCCCUUUGCCCUGCUACCAGGUCCUCCUCCCCAAACCCUUCCCUGCCCGGCCCCGUGUUGCAAACCUCAGGCCAGAAGCUGGUAGGUUCAAGCCCCCAGGUUUAAUUUUUAGCAGAGGUGCAAGAUGCCCCCCUGCCCCCCACUAGUCUGCAAGGCCAGGGGGAUGCCAUGACGGGGCAGGGGGCGCUGGCUGCUGGGUGUCAGUGGGUUACAUUGCGGCUGGGGAGCAGGUGCUAAAAUUAAUUGGGGAGGGAAUUGGGUGGGGGAGCUGCAGUCUGCCCUGGCUUCCCUUCACCAUUGUGCGUGAGCGCUCGCUUCCUGGUGCAUGACGUGAGCCGCGUGCGAGACCCUCGCUUGGCACUGGGGAAACCCUGGUGCCGGGACGCUAGUGGUAAAAUCCUGAUGCCGAGCGGCCUCGGAGACACUAACGGUGAAACUGGGGCACUAGUGCAAUCGUGGGCCCUGGGGGUGAUGCCCCCUGCAUGGGGGGGGGUGAGCUGCAUUUGGGGUGCUGGUGAGGUGGUUGUGAUGCUGAUGCGAUCGUGUCUGAUUGGAUGAGCUCUUCGGGUCUGUUAAUGGUGACGCUGUGGGCACUAGUGAGCGUGUGCCAACACCCUGGCGGCUGGCACCGAGCCGGUUCAUCGCCUUGCAGAUUUUGUGGACUGCUGGGAUCUGGGCCCCACCAGGCUAACGGCAGCUUCUGGGUUAGGAUGGGCCUGUGUCUUUCCUUGCACCCGUGGAUCGUGCCCCAGGGCUUCGGUGUGACGGAUUAAGGGUGCAGAGAUCUCAGGGUGGUGGCACUCCCAUCCUCUCCCUUUGGGAGUCUCUGCCUGGGGGCACGGAGUCUGGCUACCUCCCGCCCCCACACACACAUGCUCCCACCGCUGCAGCUCAUCAGAUACUCUAGGAGCCCCUGAUGAGCGUGGUGGGGGCGGGACAGCAUUGUGGUCCCAGGGGCAUGAGAUACAGGGGCCUUUCCCCUCCAGCUCCCCAGUUCCAGUCCAGCCCAGCUGGGUAACGCUGCCCCCUCUCCCCGUCUGCAAUCAAUUUGUUGGGUCUCUGCUCACAGUGGGAGACACCAUGAGCCUGGGCGGUGCUCACCGCCUCCCCCACCCCCCGUGACAGGGGUCCCUCCUGGGCAGGGCUGAGACUGGCUCAGGGUAGCAUUUGGGGUGCAGGGGUGAGUUCCCCCUGCCCGGGGUUGUGCCCACUCUGGGGCUAGACCGGGAAGGAUCCCUCUCCAAGGGUCGCCAUCCGGCCCCAUCGCAGCAGCAGUUAAAAUCCCCCUCCCCGGUUAUGUGGGUUUCAUCUCUCUGCCAGGGCCGGUUACUAAGGAGAUCCAGCCUGUUCCUGAGCGCUACCCUGAAAUAGACACCGUGCCCGCUACACAGAUAAUUAACUUGCCAACAGGAGCCCAGCUUGUGUUAGUCCCCUGCUGCAGACCCCUGCCCCCCGGCUGGGCCAGCACUUCCAGGGCGCGACGUUCACUGUGUCGCAUGCUGUUUAAAUGAACGUAUUUAUUAUUCUGAUUUUCUAUCGUAACUCCUCUGGAGUCCGCGCUGUACAUAGGUACCUCCCUGGAGUCUGUGGCAAACCCCCCUGCCAGUCUUGUAUUUCUAUAUAUAAUUUCCCCCUCCCUGUCACCCCGUUUUUGUAAAUAAAAAUCUGUUAUUUGUGGAAGUGCCGCUUUACUGGCGGGGUGGGGCGGGGCAGGGAUUGAAGCACCCACAAAGUUAAGGGGGCGGGUUGCUGAGCCGUAUUUGUUAUUAUGGUAACACACAGAAAACCCCAAUUGAGAUCGGGCCCAGUCGGGCUGGGCGCUGCCCAGACACGCAGUGACCGAGAUCAGGGUCCCCGUCGGGCUGGGCGCUGCCCAGACACGCAGUGACCGAGAUCGGGGCCCCCCAUUGCAUACAGUGUAUGUCCGUGAGUAUGCAAACAAGUAGCUAGAUACCCUGGUGUGGCUGGGGAAAGCAGGCCACAA
Molecule: messenger RNA, 5114 nt
Organism: Chelonia mydas (Green sea turtle)
Lineage: Eukaryota; Metazoa; Chordata; Testudines; Cheloniidae
Gene: DACT3
Product: dishevelled binding antagonist of beta catenin 3
Exons: 4
Coding region: 180-2348 (722 amino acids)
Biological process (GO): negative regulation of canonical Wnt signaling pathway
Cellular component (GO): cytoplasm
Source: RefSeq, a predicted model, not a curated record